GUGACUGUGUUUUGACCUUUAAAACAAAUACAUUUCAAGGAUACAUACAUAUAUUUCAUGCUGUGAUGGAUACACUCAUUUAAAGAAGUGGAGAAUGAUGGACGCGUUUGGGUUCCUACUUUUACCGCAAACCAUGAGACAAAGAGGAUGGGAGACAUGGCGACAGCGACCACAUUUGCUCGCCGUUCUGGUUUUGCUUUUAUUUUUCAGAGCAGCAUCGGCACAGUUGAGAUACUCUAUAUCUGAAGAGCUCAAAGAAGGAAGUUUUGUUGGGAAUAUAGCUAAAGAUUUGGGAAUUGACCGGAAUUUGAUGAAGCCGAGGGGAUUUCGUAUUAUGUCCGGCUCGACUGAAUCUCUUUUCAUAGUAAAUGAGAAUGACGGGGUUCUUUAUGCGAACCAGAAAAUAGACCGAGAGGAAGUAUGUAAGGAGAGCAGUGUAUGUUUAAUUAACAUUAAAACUGUACUCGAAAACCCACUGGAAGUACAUUAUGUCACCGUGGAGAUCACAGAUUUGAACGACCACUCUCCCACAUUUCCAGAAAAAACAAAGAGGCUAGAGAUUUCAGAAUCUGCGUUGCCAGGAGCACGAUAUCAGUUGCAAAAUGCUCACGACCCAGAUGGUGGCGCAAACUCUGUCCAGCAGUAUAAAAUCAGUCAGAAUGACCAUUUUCGUUUAGAGAUUAAAGAUCGCGGGAGAGAUGGUAAAACUCCAAUUUUACAAUUACAGAGACAGCUCGACAGAGAGGCCAAAAGUAAUCAUAAACUGGUGCUGACGGCUAUAGAUGGAGGAAAUCCCCCAAAGACAGGCACAGUUGAAAUAUACAUAGAUGUUCUUGAUGUUAAUGACAAUAUGCCAGUGUUCACCAAAGACACAUACUCAGCCGUGCUACAAGAGAACGCUCCAAUCGGCACAACAGUCAUACAAGUUAAUGCAACAGAUCUGGACGACGGUGCCAAUGGGGAAGUUGUUUAUUCAUUUGGCAGUGAUGUAAAAGGCAAAAUUCGAGAGCUCUUUGAUAUCGACUCUGUUACUGGGGAGAUAAUUGUUAAAGGUCGUGUGGACUUUGAGGAGCAAGACAGUUAUGACAUUGAUAUACAGGCCUCUGAUAAGGGAACUAUUCCAUUCAGAACAGAUAAGAGUGUUAUCAUUAAAAUUGGAGACACGAACGAUAAUCCUCCUGAGAUAGAAGUGGCUUCCUUGUCAAGUGCCGUUUCAGAGGACUCUAGACCGGGGACAACCGUAGCGCUAAUAAGCAUUACUGAUUUAGACUCUGGGAUCAAUGGCAAAAUAAUCAGCUAUGUCGCAGAAGAGAGCCCUUUUACAUUAACUCCGUCAAUACAAGAUAACAUGUUUGCUGUUGUCACUAAGUCACAACUGGACAGGGAACAACAAUCAAGAUAUGAUAUUACAGUAAUCGCUAAAGACGCAGGUGAACCAGCCUUAACAUCCGAAAAGACUAUAAGCGUUUUUGUGUCAGAUACGAAUGACAACAGUCCCAAGUUUUCAACGAGCCCCUAUACUUUCUACAUCUCGGAAAAUAACCCCCCAGGAGCCUCUAUAUUUUCUGUAAGAGCGUCUGAUCGUGACGAGGCGGAUAAUGCGCUCAUUUCGUAUCAUAUUCUCAGGAACACAGGUUAUGAAAAUAAAGUGACUUCAUUUCUAAACAUCAACUCUGAAAAUGGAGAUAUUUUGGCGCUAAAAAGUUUUGACUUUGAAACUCUGAAAACGUUCCAGUUCCAAGUUGUUGCCUCAGAUUCUGGAACACCAUCCCUAACGUCUGACAAAACUAUAAACAUUGUUGUAUCAGACGUGAAUGACAACAGCCCAGUGUUUUUACAGAACCCGUAUACUUUCUACAUAACUGAAAAUAACAACCCGGGAGCGUCUAUUUUGUCGGUGACAGCCCGUGAUGAUGACGAGGGAAAGGGACAGUCAGGAAACAGCUUCGCUCUUCACAGGACAGACGAGGGCCGAGCAUAA
Messenger RNA from Morone saxatilis (striped sea-bass), 1981 nucleotides. RefSeq names its product protocadherin-10-like. Gene Ontology annotation, cellular component: plasma membrane. Bases 95 to 1981 code for a protein of 628 amino acids. The transcript has 3 exons. Gene Ontology annotation, molecular function: calcium ion binding. The record is from RefSeq and is a predicted model, not a curated record. Gene Ontology annotation, biological process: homophilic cell-cell adhesion. Lineage: Eukaryota; Metazoa; Chordata; Actinopteri; Moronidae.